Molecule: messenger RNA, 1343 nt
Organism: Nelumbo nucifera (sacred lotus)
Lineage: Eukaryota; Viridiplantae; Streptophyta; Magnoliopsida; Proteales; Nelumbonaceae
Product: polygalacturonase inhibitor-like
Molecular function (GO): protein binding
Source: RefSeq, a predicted model, not a curated record
AUUUCUUUAAAUGUAGAAGACAUCCCUCCGUUACUCCAUACCUCCAGACAAUUUCUCAACUACUCAGAACUACUGGAACAAGAGAUGGUUUCUCCUACUAAGACUACUUCCUCCUCCUCUAUUCUCAUUCCCUUUCUCCUCUGCAUCUCAUCUUUCCUCCCAUCACUCACUCUCUCCUUCUCCAUUCGCUGCCACCCAGAUGACCAAAGAGUCCUGCUGACACUCAAGAAAUCCCUAAAUCCACAACAGUUUUCCCUCUGGAAUCCCCAAACAGACUGCUGCGAUUGGCCCAGCGUGGCCUGUGACACCCAAACCAACCGCGUCAGGUGGCUCGUUUUAAGCGACACCACCUUCCCUGGUUCCAUCCCCGCCGCUGUUGGCGAUCUCAGCCACCUUGACUACCUGGAGUUCAGUAACAUCAAAAACCUCACCGGAUCCAUCCCCUACUUCAUCACAAAACUUCAGAAACUCCAGGUGCUCACCAUCACUAAGACCUCUUUGUCUGGUCCCAUCCCCCAAUUCCUCGGCCAACUCAAGAACUUGGGAUCCAUUAAUUUGGCCUUCAAUAAGCUCACCGGUCCAAUCCCUGCUUCUCUCGGUGACCUCACCAACCUGGUUUAUCUUAAACUCGAUGUAAAUAAACUCACCGGAGUUAUACCUGAAUCCUUAGGGCAACUGAAAAACAUCUCAGGGAUUGACCUUUCCCACAACCGUCUUUCAGGUACAAUCCCGAAAUCUUUAGCCGGACUGAAGUUCGACACUCUCUUCUUGUCACACAACAAGCUCAUAGGCGACGCGUCCACGAUAUUAAUGGAGAACGAUAACGCAUGGGCGUACGAUUUGUCAUAUAAUCAGCUGGAUUUCGAUCUGUCCAAUGUGAGGUUUCCCAACAGGGUGACGGAAUUGGAUUUGUCACACAACAGAAUUCGAGGGAGUAUUCCAAAGCAGAUGACAGAAUUGCUAUUGGCAAAGUUGGAUUUGAGUUAUAAUCAGUUGUGUGGAGAGAUUCCAAUCGGUGGAAAACUGCAGCAGUUCCGGCCCAACUCCUUCAAAAAUAACAAGUGUUUGUGUGGUCCGCCUCUCCCCAAGUGCAAGUAGUCUUCGCUGGAGUUUGAAUCUCCAUCCACGGCCUGUCGGCCAUGGCCUGGAAACUGAGAUUUCAGCUUUCGGAUGGAAUUCCUUUUGGAUAAAUUGUGUGAUCUAUUCAUUACUCAUUAGUGAAGGAAUUCUCUGCUAAAGAAUUCCUUUUGGAUAAAUUAUUGAAAACUCUCCCGUACUUUCUCACAGUUGCUAUUCAGUACCCUGCUAAUAAUACUGUCUUCCCCUUGAACUUUUCUAUACAA